Molecule: messenger RNA, 1563 nt
Organism: Penicillium maclennaniae
Lineage: Eukaryota; Fungi; Ascomycota; Eurotiomycetes; Eurotiales; Aspergillaceae
Product: tetrahydrofolate synthase
Exons: 3
Coding region: 1-1563 (520 amino acids)
Biological process (GO): tetrahydrofolylpolyglutamate biosynthetic process
Cellular component (GO): cytoplasm; mitochondrion; cytosol
Molecular function (GO): ATP binding; tetrahydrofolylpolyglutamate synthase activity
Source: RefSeq, a predicted model, not a curated record
AUGACUCGCACAUAUGAGAAUGCCAUCUCGGCGCUCAAUUCCCUGCAGACCAACUAUGCGAUUGUAGAAGAGCUUAGGAAGUCCAAAUCCCCCGCAGAUCAGAAUGCGCGCUCACUCCCGGAGACUGUCGAAUGGCUUCGGCGCAUUGGACAUACGCCUUCCGAGCUCGAUCGCAUCAACCCAGUUCAUGUGGCUGGCACAAAAGGCAAGGGCUCGACCUCCUCGUUCAUCUCAACAAUUCUUGCCCAGUACACGAAGCCACAAGCAGACCAGUCGGCUCCCCGACUCCACAAAAUCGGUCUCUUCACUUCUCCGCAUCUCCGCUUUGCUCGCGAGCGUAUUAAGAUUGAUAAUGAACCGCUGUCUGAGGAACAGUUUACUCGCUACUUCUUCGAGGUUUGGGACCGUCUAGAGGAGUCGGCUAGACUGGCCGGCGAGGACCCGACCGCUCGGGGCACAAAGCCUCAAUAUUUUCGCUAUUUGACCCUCAUGGCGUUCCACACAUAUUUGAGCGAGGGCGUCGAUGCCGCGGUUAUCGAGUGUGGAAUUGGCGGAGAAUACGACUGUACCAAUGUGAUCCAGAACCCCACAGUAUCGGUGAUCACAAGUCUUGGGAUCGACCAUGUUGCCAUGUUAGGUGAUACAAUUGACCAAAUUGCCUGGCACAAGGGUGGUAUCAUCAAGCCUGGCGCAAGAGCUUUUAGCGCACCGCAACCUCCGGCCGCUAUCGAGGUACUGAAGAAGCGUGCUGCCGAUAAGGGCUCCAGGCUUGACUUUGUGCCUGCGCACCCUGAUCUUCAGGCUGGCAACAGCCAAGUGAAGCUUGGAUUGGCUGGUGAUUUCCAAUACAAUAAUGCCUCAGUAGCAGUCGCUGCCGCCGCGGAGUUCCUUCGCAAGACAGGAAUUGCAAAAAUCUCAGAGGACAUCAUGUCAGAAACCCUCCCAGCCGAGUUCAAGAAAGGCCUUGAGGAGACCCGCCUCGGUGGCCGAUGUGAAACCCGGUACGAGAAGAACGUGUCCUGGUAUAUCGAUGGAGGACACACAUUAGAGAGCAUUCGACUCGCUGGCCAGUGGUUCGCCGGACGAAUCCAAGCAGAUUCAUCCUCUAGCGACCUUGCGACGAAAAAGACCCGGAUUUUGAUCUUCAACCAGCAGACGCGAAAUAGUACAGCCUUGGCCACUGCACUAUAUGAAACUCUCGCUGCAGCGCUCGGGUCCACAAUGCCCUUCACUCACGCCCUGUUCUGUACCAACAUGACCUACAAGCAAGCCGGCUACCGACCUGACCUAGUCAGCAUGAACACAAAUGCCGACGACGUUGAAUUACUCCGCGUGCAAAAGUCUCUAGCGAGUGCCUGGAACGAGAUCGACCCGUCCGCUCAGACACAUGUGUUCGGUACCAUUGAAGAGGCUGUGGACUUUGCACGAGACGUGGCGGAGCAAGAACGCAAGGUGCUGCAGGAAGAUGAGACACCAGUGAUGACCUUUGUCACUGGUAGUCUGCAUCUGGUCGGUGGCUUCUUGGAUGUCAUCGAGACUAAGCCCUACACUGAGAGCGGCUGA